AUGGGCACCGACAUCCAGAAGAUCCACGUCGCCAACCCCGUCGUCGAGCUUGACGGCGACGAGAUGACGCGCAUCAUUUGGAAGGACAUUCGCGAGAAGCUCAUCCUGCCGUUCGUUGACCUUCAGAUCGAGUACUUCGACCUGGGGAUCGAGCACCGCGACGCCACCAACGACGAGGUGACGCUUGAAGCCGCGCGAGCCAUUAAGAGGCACAACGUCGGCAUCAAGUGCGCCACCAUCACGCCCGACGAGGCGCGCGUCGAGGAGUUCGGGCUUAAGAAGAUGUGGCUCAGCCCUAACGGCACACUGCGCAACGAACUGGGCGGCACGGUCUUCCGCGAGCCCAUUGUGUGCAAGAACAUUCCCAAGCUCGUGCCUGGCUGGAAAGAGCCCAUCAUUAUCGGCCGCCACGCUUUCGGUGACCAGUACAAGGCCAUCGACUUCGUGGCAAAUGAGCCUGGCACGUUCAAGCUCACGUUCACGCCUGCUCGAAGUGGCGCCGAGCCCCAGGAGUACCACGUGUACGACUUUAAAGGCUCCGACGGCGGCGUUGGCAUGGGCAUGUACAACACGGCCGAGUCCAUCACGGGCUUUGCCAAGUCUUGCUUCGAGUACGCCCUGGAGCGCAAAAUGCCGUUGUACAUGAGCACCAAGAACACGAUCCUCAAGCGCUAUGAUGGCCGCUUUAAAGACAUUUUCCAAAACAUGUAUGAGAAGUCGUUCGAGACGCAGUUCAAGGCUGCUGGGAUCUGGUAUGAGCACCGCCUAAUUGACGAUAUGGUGGCGCAGUGCCUCAAGUCUAAGGGAGGAUUCGUUUGGGCUUGCAAGAACUACGAUGGUGACGUGCAGUCCGACAUCUUGGCGCAGGGAUUUGGCUCCCUGGGUCUCAUGACUAGCGUGCUGCUCACGCCCGACGGCAAAACCUUGGAGGCUGAGGCGGCGCACGGCACAGUCACGCGUCACUACCGCGUUCACCAGAAAGGUGGCGAGACGAGCACUAACUCGAUCGCCAGCAUCUUCGCGUGGACGCGGGGGCUGCUUCAUCGCGCCAAACUGGACAACAACAAGCAGCUCAAGCUCUUUUGCGAGGAACUAGAGGCCUGCAUCAUCGAGAGCGUGGAAGCGGGCCAGAUGACGAAGGACCUGGCGUUGCUCAUCCACGGCUCCGACAUGAAGCGCGAGCACUUCCUCGACACGUUCCAAUUUAUCGACACGAUCGCUGACAACCUGCGUGGACGUCUUGCCGCCAGCCCCAGCUUUCAAAUGUAA
Molecule: messenger RNA, 1269 nt
Organism: Phytophthora infestans T30-4
Lineage: Eukaryota; Oomycota; Peronosporomycetes; Peronosporales; Peronosporaceae
Product: isocitrate dehydrogenase, putative
Exons: 1
Coding region: 1-1269 (422 amino acids)
Biological process (GO): isocitrate metabolic process
Cellular component (GO): mitochondrion
Molecular function (GO): NAD binding; isocitrate dehydrogenase (NADP+) activity; magnesium ion binding
Source: RefSeq, a predicted model, not a curated record